Molecule: messenger RNA, 3660 nt
Organism: Carcharodon carcharias (great white shark)
Lineage: Eukaryota; Metazoa; Chordata; Chondrichthyes; Lamniformes; Lamnidae
Gene: erap1b
Product: endoplasmic reticulum aminopeptidase 1b
Exons: 19
Coding region: 276-3128 (950 amino acids)
Biological process (GO): proteolysis; peptide catabolic process
Cellular component (GO): cytoplasm
Molecular function (GO): peptide binding; zinc ion binding; metalloaminopeptidase activity
Source: RefSeq, a predicted model, not a curated record
UUUCACUUUCACUUCUGAUAGGUGCCCAGAAUCAACAGGAGGCUGUUCACAAUCACAAAGCCUUGUAUAUGCCCGAAAAAUGCGGCUUUAUUUCUAAAGGGCAUCAUUGUUUCCAGUAUGCUUGAUGUUUUACUUGUAUAAAGCAAGAAAGUGACUAAAAAGAUAUCAGAGGAACAAUUUGACUUGGAACUGAAACUAUUCUGAACAAAACCGAAAAACUGCAACACUCCUUAAAAACCACGAAAACUGACAGCAACACAGCAACUAACUUCCAAAUGGCAACCAUUGGCUAUUUUAAAUUCAUUGGAUUUCUUACAGCUUUCAUCACUCUUUCAAUAGCAGACACCUUAAAAAAUGACCAGAAGAGUGAAGCGGCACCAGAUUUCCCAUCCACAUCAGAUGGUCAGACAUAUCCCUGGAACAAGAUGAGAUUGCCUGAAAAUGUUGUUCCAGUGCAUUAUGACCUGCUUAUACACCCAAAUUUGACCACGUUGAAUUUUUCUGCUUCAGUGAGAAUUGAAGUUUUUGUUAAAUCAGAUACAAACUCUAUCAUUCUUCACAGCAAAAACCUAGAAAUCAUUAAGGCAUACAUUGUACCAGUGAAAGAGGAUGGAGCGACUGGAUCAGAAUAUGACUUGCAUCUUUUGGAAUACCCACCAUUUGAGCAAAUUGCACUUCAGACUGAUGUGCCCUUGUAUUCUAGAAACACAUACUUGAUUAAUAUUGACUACAUUGCCAAUCUGUCAGAAAGCUUCCACGGCUUUUACAAGAGCACUUAUAAAACACAAAAUGGUGAACUAAGCAUCGUGGCAUCCACCCAGUUUGAGCCCACUGCAGCACGCAUGGCAUUUCCAUGCUUUGAUGAACCUGCUUUCAAAGCUAAGUUUUCAAUCAAGAUACACAGAGAAUCCAGACAUGUUGCUGUGUCCAACAUGCCCAUUAUAAACUCUGUUAAACUAGCCAAUGGACACGUUGAAGACCAGUUUGAUAUGAGUGUUAAGAUGAGCACAUACCUUGUGGCCUUCAUCGUGGCAGAUUUUAAAUGGGUCAGUAAAGAGACCAAGCAUGGAGUUAAGAUCUCUGUGUAUUCUGUCCCAGACAAGAUCAAUCAGACUUCAUUUGCACUUGAUGCUGCAGAAAGACUCCUAGACUUUUAUGAAGACUAUUUUAAUAUUCCAUACCCAUUGCCAAAACAAGAUUUGGCUGCGAUCCCUGAUUUUCAGUCUGGGGCGAUGGAGAACUGGGGUCUAACCACCUAUAGAGAAUCAGCCCUGCUUUACAACCCAGAAAUCUCUUCAGCUUCUGAUAAACUUGGGAUCACCAUGAUCAUAGCACAUGAACUAGCUCACCAGUGGUUCGGCAACUUGGUAACCAUGGAGUGGUGGAAUGAUCUUUGGCUGAAUGAAGGAUUUGCCAAGUUUAUGGAAAUUAUCUCAGUUAACAUCACGCACCCAGAGCUGCAAGUUAGGGAAUUCUUCCUGGAUAAGUGUUUCAGUGCAAUGGAAGUAGAUGCCUUCAAUUCUUCACAUCCAGUAUCCACUCCAGUGGAAAACCCUGCACAGAUCCAAGAAAUGUUUGACAAUGUCUCCUAUGAGAAGGGAGCUUGCAUUCUGAACAUGCUGAUGGACUAUCUGACAGAAGAUGUUUUUAAAGUGGGUAUUAUUAAGUACCUACAGCGCCAUAGUUAUGGAAAUGCAAAAAAUGAGGAUUUGUGGAACAGUCUGACUAAUAUUUGUCCAUCAGGUGAUACACAUGGAAGCAGACUAAAUGAGCAACAAUUUUGCUUAAGAAAGUCAGAGUUACCUCCUGGUUCGCAGUGGUUUAUGGAAGAUGUCCUUGAUGUAAAAGCAAUGAUGAACACCUGGACAAUUCAGAAGGGAUUCCCACUGGUUACUGUUACCGUGAAAGGAAGACAAGUACUAUUGCAACAGGAGCAUUACCUAAAAGGUUCUAAUUUCCAGGAUCCAAAUUCAGAAUCUGCAAGUUAUCUUUGGCAAAUUCCACUAACUUAUAUUACAAGCCAUUCCAGAAACAUCCAGAGGCAUUUGAUGAGGACUAAAAAAGAUGUUAUCACUCUUCCGGGGGAAGUGAACUGGAUAAAGUUCAAUGUGGAUAUGAAUGGCUAUUACAUUGUGCAUUAUGAAAAUGAUGGAUGGGAUGCCUUAAUCACACUACUGAGAGAAAAUCACACAGUCCUCAGCAGCAAUGAUCGAGCUAACCUUAUUAACAAUGCCUUCCAGCUUGUGAGUAUAGGGAAGCUGCCUCUUGACAAAGCCCUUGACUUGACGCUAUAUCUGAAGAAUGAAGUCAGCAUCAUGCCAGUGUUCCAAGGCAUGAAUGAGCUCAUACCCAUUCAUAAGCUUAUGGAGAAGAGAGAAAUGGUGGAAGUUGAAAAUAAAAUGAAGGCGUACAUAGUCAAUUUAUUUAAGAACUUGAUAGACCAGCAGUCAUGGAGUGAUGAUGGUUCUGUUUCUGAACGGUUGCUGCGCAGUUCACUUCUGGUAUUUGCCUGCGUUCGCAAGUACCAGCCCUGUGUUGACAAGGCUGAAGAAUAUUUCAGGAAAUGGAUGGAUUCCAAUGGCACGUUGAGCUUACCCACUGAUGUUACGUUAGCAAUCUUUGCAGUCGGAGCCCAGACUACAGAAGGAUGGGACUUCCUAUUUGAGAAGUACAGACACUCGCUCUUUAGUUCUGAGAAGAACAAGAUUAGGCUUGCCCUAACAAACAGUAAAGAUACAGAGAAACUUCAGUGGUUAAUGGACCAAGGUUUGCAAGGAGAUAUUGUCAAAAUACAAGACCUGCCUUCUGUUGUUAUAUCAGUAGGCAAAAAUCCAACAGGAUAUCAUCUUGCUUGGGAAUUUUUAAAGAAGAACUGGGACAAACUAAUAGAAAAGUUUGAACUUGGAUCACCUUCAAUUGCAUAUACUCUCUCUGGUGUUACAUCUCAGUAUUCAACAAGACUUAAACUUGAAGAGGUCCGAAGAUUUUUUGAAUCCUUGAAGGAUAAUGGUUCACAGCUCCGGUGUGUUCAACAAGCAGUUGAAACAAUUGAGGAGAACCUCCGGUGGAUGGAAAAGAAUUUUGACAAGAUCAGUACAUGGUUGGAGAAUUUAAAAUCCAUUGAAUAAUUCAAUGACUAUCAUCCCGCAUCCGUACUGUACUCCUCAACUCCCUUGAAAAAGACACUGUUAUUUCCUAUAGGGUUUUCUAAAACUCUGCAAACACGCUAUUUUAAAGUUAUAUCAUCACUCAGGUAAAAUGGUGUUUACCGGGUUUGAAAUUCAUGUGCAGUGAUACAAUUGGUGAUGCCGGAACAUCAUCGUUACUCAUCAAAUCUGGAUUAAAAGAAAAAUUAUUUAUAAGAACGACGCCAAGCCUAUAGUGAACUGUAGCAGGUAUUGCAUCUGUUACAAAGUGAACGUUCAAGCAGACAGCACAAGGUUGGGAUGAUAAAUUUUGAAGUGUGCUUUUGUUUUUGUCACGGUCACUGAAAAAACAUGGCCCACAAAAAUUCCCACAGUAAAACACGUCAGGAUUUUUGAAGAGGAUUUUCCUAGAUUCUGGAAUAAAUUGUGAUUAUAAUUUCACAGUGCAACUUUCAGAGCAAACUGCAUUCUUAAGAACAAAAUAAUUUGCUUUGAAAUGACUCCCCAAAUAAAA